Messenger RNA from Anopheles stephensi (Asian malaria mosquito), 3706 nucleotides. Its product is annotated as adenylate kinase isoenzyme 5. Gene Ontology annotation, cellular component: cytosol; cytoplasm. Gene Ontology annotation, molecular function: AMP kinase activity; ATP binding. The coding region runs from base 926 to 2836 and encodes 636 amino acids. The record is from RefSeq and is a predicted model, not a curated record. Gene Ontology annotation, biological process: nucleoside triphosphate biosynthetic process. NCBI's taxonomy places the organism in Eukaryota, Metazoa, Arthropoda, Insecta, Diptera, Culicidae. The transcript has 9 exons.
UGUUGUCACUUCCACUCAUAAAACAAUGCCAUCUAGCGGAUACUACUACUACAGAUACGCGUGUACUUGCUGAAUCAUCCAGUUUUUUUUCCACACACACUUUGUUUACCUUGAAGUGGCCAGUUUUUCGAGGCAACGUUCCCAAGCGAAUGUAAAAUUCGCGUUCGUGAUUGACCGAACUUUCCCGGCGCGUUACGUACCCACUGAACGGGGUUGGAAAAUUCCAGCCCCAGUGCCCAGCCCCCACCGGCCUUAUUUAAUGUGACCGCGCUCAAGCGCUCAAUCAGACUUGAUGGUUUGUUUUGACAGAAUAAUGUCACUUUCAUCGAGUUAUAAUUGUGUUUACUCCGGAACAGAGCGCACAGCACGUAAAAGAAAAGCUCGUCCAAGCGGGAAGAAUGUGAGAGGUGGUGGGCUGGUUGGUACGAGGGUUAAAUUUCCCAACGUCCAGUUCUGCUCGGGUUUAUCGAGCGCGUCAUGGUACGCUUCACGCGUGUAGCGCAGACCUUCGGACGACAUAGACAAACAACAAUUAGCUUUGCUGGUUGCCGCGAUGACGUUCUCCUGCCUCUUUUAUGGGACAACUUUUAGUGAUGCCUUUAGGAAUGCCAUAAAAAACAUCGGAAGCAAACUUGCAUUUACAAGAAAGGAUAAUAAACUUAAGUUAAACAGAAGUGAAAGUACCACACAGUGCUAGGUCUAAAAGGGCGUCGUUAUGCAUCCGUGCGUGCGAGGUUCGUGCAGUUAUAAUUACUGACAGUGCAGUGUUGCGAUAAAGAUCGGGAAAUCGGAUUGGGCUGGAGAAUUUUCAUUCGAUCACUUCCAUCGAUGCAUCGUCCGUCCGGGCACCAGUGCCGGUACACUAGCUGCAUCUAAUUGAUUUCGGAAAAAGCUUUCGCACAACAACAAUUAACUCGAAUGGAUAAUGGGUAUUUGUCUAGAUACAGAAAAAAACAACACUGCGUCCGACAUAGAGGACCCAGACUGGAAAGGCGGUGGGCCGAGUACGCGUUCCGCCGUGGUACGCACCCCGAAAAGUGCCAUCGCCGGGAUGCAGAACACCGGCAAGGUGAAGUUCGAUCCACCGAAAGUGCCCGUCAUAUUCGUGCUGGGUGGCCCCGGUAGUGGUAAAGUAACGCACUGCGAUACUCUGAUGCAGGAGCGCCGCGGUGUUACGCACAUCAACAUGAUGGACCUGCUGCAACAGUACGCCAUCGGGAAUGAUAUGCAAGACUUCUCCCAGCUUUCCUCGCGCACGGUCACCGAGGUACUGAUGCUGGAAAUGAAAAUGUCACCAGCUGCCAAAACUUACCUUGUAUCCGGAUAUCCACGAUCGAUGCGGGACGUCGUCGAGUACUCGGAAAAGAUCCAGGUAAUCAACGGUGUGAUACUGAUAUCCUGGCGUCAGGCCAUACUACAGAAGCAGAUCGAUUACGGUGCCAAGCUGGGCCACGUGGUACUUUCGCUGGCCAAGAUGGAGCUGGAGAACUUCUUCAAGAACGUCAUGCCCGUGGCGGACUACUUCGAUCAGAGCGAUAUGCUGAUCGCGAUCAACGGUGAACGAUCGCCGUCGGAGGUGUACAAAGACUUUCGCACCGCCAUACUCGACAUACUCGGUGCGCAAGAAAAUCAGGAAGCACUGUUAAACGGAGUCGCAGGUAUGGGCAGGGGCGUAGAUGACAUACCCGGCAGUAUAGUUAGUGUAGACACGGCACCUAGUCAACCUAAGGUCAUUGCAGCAGGUCCCGCACAUCAAGUAGAAUUAAACCAUACUCGCACGCCUCCGCCCCCAGCAAACCCCGGGGCCCGCCCAGCAAACGCAGCAGCAGACCAGAUGGCGCGUCCCACGUCGCACGGGUUGCUGCAGCGGCAGCAAUCUCGCUCCAGCCUGCACCAGACAACCGGCGAAACGGUCCUGGUCGGUGGGUACGGUGAACCGGCCUCACCCGAACGGUUCCGGCCGCACCGUGGCUCUGGACCGCCGCCCGUCAUCUGGGUAAUCGGAGGUCCGGGCAGUAACAAAGCGACGCUGUGUCUGAAGGCGGUUGGAAUCAAUCCGGGCUGGGGUCAUUUUAGUGUGGGAAGGUCGUUGCGAGCCGUUGCCGAAUCAGGACCACGCGUGGGGUCGGAUAAUUACGCGGUGAAGGAAGCAAUAACGGCGGGUGAGAUGGUGCCUAAGAAAUCGUUGGACGCGUUGAUUCAGGGUCAGCUAAAGCAGUUGGCCGACAAGCGGGGCGUUAUCAUCGAUGGGUAUCCGCGGGAUAUGGAGCAGGUCGCUGAUUUCGAGCGAAAGUACAAUCAAAAGCCUCCAAUAAUAUUGCUGGACUGCUCGAAGUUGCAGCUGGGUCGGGGUCGGCUGGAUGACACUGUGUCCUCGUUUCGCCGUCGGUUGGAGCUGUUCCGGGAGCUAACACUUCCGAUGCUCAAAGAGAUGGAUACCGCGGGUCGGCUCACCAUCGUUGACGGUGACACGGACAGCCCAUCGGUACAGCGUGAGUUUGAGCGAAUCGUUCGCGUCAAUAUGGAGCGGGUGUUGAACUCCUGCCUCGGCCAAACUGACCCCGACCAGCACGAUGACAUUCCGCCGGUACAGAUCGGCACCUUCAAGACCGUGCUGCAGCGCACCCAGCGCAACAGCAUGGAUGCGAUCGUGCAGGAUCUCGACACGGAAAUGCCGGGUGCCGUUCCCACGAUUAGCCAUCACGUAAGCCUGGCAAACGGACAUCUCCCGGGCAGUGGUAAGGCGGCCAAGAACGGGUACGUCCCGAACGGACGACCAAACUUUCGCAACAUGCUGGAAGAAGCGGACAGCUAUCCGAUCGAUUCACACAUUUAGUGUGAGCGUGCGGAGUAGAUGAUGGCAGAUCACAGCUACAGCAAUAAGUACAAAAGUCUGUUUGCCUCGCCGGGCUUGGCCGGGGGAAGUUGAAUGAGCAAUUUAUAGGUGUUAGAAAAAAAAUGGCGCUUCAAAAGCGGAUCGUAUAUCGUACGAAAUAGGGCAAUACUGCGAGCAGUGGCUGAUAGCUUUAAAGAAACUGAGCAACGGUCUAGAAACUCGGCAAGGGAUAUUAGGGAUGAUAGAGGAACCGUCGGUAUCUUAUAUUGGCAUUGUGCCAAAACAGGAAAUAAAGAGAGAGGAACAAGGAGAACGUUGGCGGGAACGGGGUACGUUAUGGGCCUUUUGUUUUUAGUUUGAAGUUGAAGAUAUCGGACCGGAUUGAUAGACGGUAGGCCUCACGUUUUAGUAGCGUCAUACUACAUUAGAGAACUACACUACUGUGUUGUUUGGUUUUCUCUUUUUUUCUGAUAAUCAGUAACAAUUUUUUAAUGUUUGGCUAGGACCAAAGAAAGGCAAUUGUUAAGCGCAAAUACAAUUAAAAAAAGGAAUAAUAAAGCAAACCAGUAACAAUUUCUAGCCCCUUUUUAUGUUAGAAAUGACAGUCCAUAGUGUGGCGCCAUUUAUUGAAGCUAGUACUGAUCGAAGUAUUCGUGACAGUCACUUUUGGAGAGUUGAACAGAAACGCCGAAGGGGUUUUUAUUUUGUGUGGAAAUUUUGCGUGAAAGGAAAGAAAAAUUAUGAAUGAUUUAAAAAUAUCAUUAGAUAGCACACGUGAGGAACGGAACACGGAAAGCGGUUCUAUUGCGCAUUCUCCAUCGCGGGUAAGUGACUGUCUCAUUUUCUCGCUGCAUUUUAAAAUGUGUCCUG